Messenger RNA from Rhododendron vialii, 2573 nucleotides. RefSeq lists its product as uncharacterized. Lineage: Eukaryota; Viridiplantae; Streptophyta; Magnoliopsida; Ericales; Ericaceae. The record is from RefSeq and is a predicted model, not a curated record. The transcript is spliced from 4 exons. Bases 352 to 1443 code for a protein of 363 amino acids.
UUUCUUGGCAAAUCCAAUCCCCUCUGGCUCUGGACAAAAGAAAAUCCUGACCUCCGCAUAUCUCUAUGUAUUCCCCUUUUAAAAAAUCUCAUUCGGGCAUUCCGUCCAACAUUCCGUAUCCAAAUCCAUUUUCCCAGUAAAUAAAAUUAACUAGAGAAGCACUGGCCCUUUCUUGCUUGUUUAUCAUUCUCUCUGCCCCGAGUUCCACACAUAUAAAAACUGUACGUAUAUGUUUGCGUAUAAUCUACUUUGUGCUGGAAGACAAACUGGGUUUUGAGCCUGAGAGUCAACUGUUCAUCGGAGCUUAGGGGACAACUGGCUUCACCACAUCAGGGCAAUGCAGUUGGCAAUAUGACCUCUCCGCCACAACUGAGAGGCAUGAAGAAACAUUCUUUGAUUUCCCGCAAUACGGGUAUUUAUUCGAGCCCAGGAACACCGGAUUACCACGAUGGAAAUGUGGGUGGUAUUCAAAAGGGAUGGAAUUCAGAAAGAGUUCCAUUACCAUCAAACAGCAGCCGGAGGCAAAUAAAUGCUGUCGCAUUGAUGCCAUUCAACAGCGGAAGGACUUUACCAUCCAAAUGGGAUGAUGCAGAGAGGUGGAUUACUAGCCCAGUUUCAGGGUUGGGUGUUAGCAGGCCUUUACCUCAGCAACCUCAGAGACGGCCCAAGUCAAAGAGCGGUCCAAUUGGAGGUCCGGGUGUUGAUUCCUUUUCCAACUAUUCCCCUGCCCCGCAGGUGCUGCAAGGGGGAAGUGUUAGAGAUUUCAUGGCGGGGUCACCAUUUACAACUGGUGUGCUUGUACCAGAUGGCGUGUCCAUUCAAUAUGGUGGUCACAAUGUGGUGCAAUCUAGUUUAGUGCAUACUGUGACUGCUAUGGGUCAAACAGCUAGUCUACUUGGAUGGUCGGAUACACUAACUGAGUCUUCAUCGCCUAGCUCUCGAGAUGAGAAGCUUGAUGGCACCAAAGACGCAGAAACCACGGUUUCUCGUGUUUUGCGUCGGGAUAUGGCGACACAGAUGAGUCCUGCGGAUAGCACACACUCCUCAGCCACAUCACCCAAGGAUAGGUUAUCAUUCUCUACUUCUCCUCCAUCGAUCCUGCCCGUUUUGGAGCCUUACAGCAACCACUCCGCUAAAUUGGAAAUCAGGGAUGUCCAGGUGGACAAAAGAGUCACAGUUACAAGGCAGUCCGGAAAACAUGGAGUGAGAACAAAGCAGAACGAAUCGCCAGUUGUUGAGGACUUAACUUCGACUUGGGAUAUUUCGAAGGCAACAAGGGACAUAUCUAAGUAUGUUUUAUUGCUUUGCAUUCUCAUCAAUGAAAUUACCAAGUGCUUAGUUGCUUAUUUGAGAGAAUACGCAACUAAGAAUAACAGAUUUGGAGAACCAAGAAUAAGCAAAAUGGUCGGUAUCCACUUUGCUUGUGUAAAGGAAAAAUGUUGAUUUUCUUGAAUGAGCAAUUAAGCAAUGCUAGCCCCCACCAAACAAACUUAUUCACUUGGUUGGUUAUCUUUAAGCAAUAAGCAGAUAAGAAAUUGAGCCAAAUGAGCCCUUGAGAGACGAAGUUGGAUAGUGUUAGGGGUCACGUGAACCUCUCGUUUCAUAGAUGUUUUAGCUGUGUUUGAAAACUGUGUUGUCCCUCUGCCCUGCCAAUCAUUUGGUCAUGGGAAAAACCACCAUAUUAGUUACCCUUUUCUCCAUGAUUUCAAGUAAACAAGCCUUGUAAAAUCAAACGUUUAGGCUCCAUGAAACUCCAAAUUAGAGGAAGACGUUUCUUGAGACAUAAUCGACGGAUUAGUAAUUUAUCAAUGACACAUACAUCACAUAGAGAGCUUUUUUAGCUCUCACGCACCACCCCUAGUCCGAAAAUUUUUGCUCCCAAGAGCUCUCUUCUUCUCCGGUGACUAUCACAACUAGAAAUGGCAAAUAGGCGGGUUGAAAUGGGUCGUGGGUCGAAUAUGGGUGGGUCGAAUAUGGGUCAACAUUAGGCGGGUUGAAACGGGUUGGGUCGAAUAGGGAUCAAGUCAUACCCGAACCUGACCCGACCCGUUUUUCGUUUUACUUCCUUUUAUCCCCUUUUUCUCCCCGUCAUACAAUUUUUUUUUUAACAUCAAUUCUUUUUUUUGAACAGCCUCCCCGUCAUACAUAAUAACAUUUAUAUUGUACAGGUUCCUAAUUAGACUAACUUGAAUCUAAGAAAAAUAAUAACCACAUAAUUAGAAAAAUUCAUAUGAAUAAGGAUAAAAAAUAAAAAAAAGAGAGUACGACGAUCGUGAAAGAGAGUGUAAUUAUAUAAACAAAAUUUAUUUAUUUAUCUUGAAGGGAAAAAAAUAACUUCAAUGACACAACAAUAACAUUUUUUGCCAUUAUAACAGAUCAACGCAUAUUUUCCUCAUACAAAACCCAUUUCAGUUACUAUUUGAAUCGGUGAAAUGUGAAUUGGUCAAUUCACCAUUGACUUCAGGCUAAGUUCCGCUACGGGAUUUUUGGGCAUUUUUCAUUUUGUCCUUAUUUAAUUUUUUUUUUCACAUUUGUUCGUUUUGCGACAAACUUUUUACCCCUAUUGAUUCGUC